AUGUCGGUCGGCAAAGUCGGAAAGAUUCGCGAUUUUGACGUGAAGUCGGGAAACUGGACUUUGUACGAGGAGCGUUUGCAGAUGUUCUUCAAGGUAAAUAAGGUCGAGAAGGACAUGUGGCUUCCGAUGCUGAUCACGGGCGUGGGAGAUGAAACUUAUGAACUGCUGAGCACGCUGUGCAAUCCAAGAAAACCGGGGGAUGUAACGUACGAAGAGGCCGUUAUAAUUUUGAAAAACCACCUACAACCGAAACCUGCAGUCAUGGCGGAACGCUAUCGGUUCAGACAAAGAAGACAGAACGUGGGUAAACCUAAAUAUAUUACAAUGGCUACCUGA
This is a messenger RNA of Spodoptera littoralis (African cotton leafworm), 336 nucleotides long. The record is from the annotation of a GenBank genome assembly. NCBI's taxonomy places the organism in Eukaryota, Metazoa, Arthropoda, Insecta, Lepidoptera, Noctuidae.